ACCCAUUGCCAUGAUGGCCGAUAUAGAGGGAAUGUUUCAUCAGGUCAGAGUACCACCCGAAGAUGUCGACUUCCUUCGUUUCCUUUGGUGGCCUGAUGGUGAUGUAACCAAAUCACUGGCGGAAUACAGAAUGACCGUUCACCUGUUUGGUUCGGUCUCAUCUCCUAGUUGUGCAAGCUAUGCCCUGAAGAAAACAGCGGAGGAUAACCUGGGCAAGUACAAUAUAAAGGCUCUCGAUACCAUUAGGGAAAACUUUUACGUGGAUGAUUGUUUAACAUCAGUUCCCAACGAGAGUGAAGCCAUAGCCCUGGUCAAAGACCUCAGAGAUAUCUGCUUAGAAGGAGGAUUUAGAUUGACCAAGUGGGUAAGCAACAGCCGUGCUGUCCUGUCCUCACUGCCUGCAGAGGAAAGAGCAAAAGAGGUGAAAGAGUUAGAUCUGGACAGGGAGAACCUACCUGUGGAAAAGGCACUGGGAGUCCAUUGGAAUGUAGAGACUGACACACUCUCAUUCAGAACGGCCACAAAGACUCAGCCAAUCACCCGAAGAGGUAUUCUUUCUGUAGUCUGCUCCGUAUAUGACCCUCUAGGAUUCCUUGCUCCUUUCAUCUUGACGGCAAAGAACAUACUUCAAGGGCUGUGUAAAUCCAACUGCAGCUGGGAUGAAAAGAUACCGGAUGUAUUCGCUAUACAAUGGAAAAGAUGGCUCACAGACCUGAGCCAACUCACUGAUUUCUCUGUUGACAGAUGUAUGAAGCCAAAUGGAUUUGGUAAGAUAAAGUCUGCACAGCUGCAUCAUUUCAGUGACGCCAGUGAGUCAGGGUAUGGUGUUGUCACCUACCUGCGCCAAAUAAACAUCAUCGGUGAAACUCACAUCACAUUCAUCACAGGCAAAGCAAGAGUCUCACCGCUCAAGCAAAUGACCAUCCCAAGACUUGAACUAGCAGCAGCAGUCCUUGCAGUCAGAAUGGAUGUAAUGCUGAGAACAGAACUUCAGAUUGUGCUGGAAGAAUCUGUCUUCUGGACUGACAGCACAUCUGUUCUGCGCUACAUUGCUAAUACAACAAAAAGGUUCCACACGUUUGUGGCAAAUCGAGUCUCCGUGAUCAGAGAAUUGUCAGCAACUCGGCAGUGGAGGUAUGUGAGCUCCAAGCAAAACCCGGCAGAUGAUUCCUCACGGGGCAUGACCGCAGAGACAUUCUUGAAAUCUACAAGAUGGAUUCAGGGCCCAGAAUUUCUUUGGAAGGAUGAAAGUCUUUGGCCAGCACUGCCUAAAGAGCUGAGUCCCAUUCCCUCAGAUGACCCAGAGGUCAAAAAGGAAGUGGUGGUCAAUCACAUUUCAAUGAAGGAGGAAAAAGAUCCUACAAGCAAGUUUUUGGAACACUUCUCAAGGUUUUGGCUCCUGAUUUAAGUGAGAAUAAUUGUUUUGUUAAGCACAGCCACAAUUAGGGGCCGGAAUGUAGGAGCCAAAUAGCCUUUUUUGUUUAUAUUUAAAGAAUAAUCAUUAUAAUUUCAAGACUUCCCAUAUUUUUUGUUAUAGUUCUGAUUUACUGAUUUUGAUUGACAGAUGGCCACUGAUUGGCAAUCUUGGCCACACCCAUGGGAAUGGGGUGUGGUGCAAGUUAACAAAGGGAAGUGAGAAAUGUUUGGGGAGGGAUUGAGUGCUGGCUUUAGUUGAGAGCAAACACAGUUUUCUAACCACCACAUCUCAUCUCAUCGCAUCUAAUCUCCAGUUUAUGUCCUAAACUUCUAUAAUCUUCCAUCUAUCAUCUAUUUUCUCUCUUUCACACACUUGACAUUGUUUGUUCAUAGUGCUGGCCUACAACGUUUUGGUAGGAUUUAUUUGUUUGGUUUAUUAUUUUCAAACAAUGAACAUGAGCAUGGAGCCUGGAUCUACAACAAAGCGAGGCUGUCAGACGGUACCCUUGGAGACGGCCGAGACGGGAGCUCAAGCGGUGCGCAGCUCCGAAUGCGGAACACAGACGGAACCAGAGGAGCCGCUCACGGGCCAGUACCUCCCUGACUGCGGAGACCUCCCGGACCCGCCCGGACUCAUGGACUUCCUGCAGCGAGUUGAGGAGACGGUGGUGAAAGAGCUGGUUAAGAAUGCUCGGAGUCACGCUUUCGACGGUUUCCAAGUGAACUGGGAGGAGAGGCACGACACGGUGUCCUGUGUCCAUCGUCUUCACCACCGUGACGCGCAGGACAGAGGGCUGCAGGCCAGCUGCCUGUCCUGGAGCUGCACUGGCUCGGUCAUCGCCUGUGGCUUCGGCCGGGUGGAUGACGGGGACUGGAGCACGGAGAGGGCGUUCGUCUGCACCUGGAACCUGGAGCGCCGAGGCAUGGACCCUGGACGUCCCGACCUGGUCAUAGACACCGCCUCCCCUGUGAUGUGCCUGGCCUUCCACCCAUCCCAGCCCUCCCGCAUCGCAGGGGGUCUGUACAGCGGGGAGGUGGUGGUUUGGGACACCAGUCGAUCUCAGGACCUCAUUCUGGCCCAGACAGGCAUGUCUGAGGACGCCCAUAGGGACCCUGUCUAUCAGGUGCACUGGGUCCCAGCGGGCCGCAGAGGGGAGUGGGCGGUGCUGAGUGGGGGUUCAGGGGGCAGGGUGAUGCUGUGGAGUGUGGGGGAGGACGGCAGGCUGGCGCUCAGCUCCGGAUACGCUCUGCUCCGCCAGCAGCUGCCCCACAGCGGCACGCUGGGCAAGGUGCGGGGCAGUGGCUGCGUGGGCGUGACGUCCCUGGCGCUCUCUCCCUGGGACCCGGACGUCUUCCUGGUGGGGUCUGAGGGAGGCCUGCUGCUCAAAUGCUCCUUCUCCGCCCGCACGCCGGCUGCCACGGCGACGCGCGUGACCUCAGAGGGAGAGGGCGUGGCCCUGCUUGCCCCCGCCCGUUUCUCCUUCUCCCCUCGCUGUGGGCCGGUGCACACACUGCACUGCUCCCCCUUCCACAGGAACCUGUUCCUCAGCGCAGGGACCGACGGUCUGGCCCACCUGCACAGCCUGCUGCAGCCGGAUCCUCUGCUGUCUCUGCGCGUGUGCGACUCGUACGUGUUCGCCGUGCGCUGGUCUCCCACACGCCCCCUGCUGUUCGCCGCCGCCACUGCACAAGGCACCGUGCAGAUCUUCCAGCUGGACCAGAGGUCCCUGCGCCCUGUCGCCUCCAUUGACCAGGCCACUGGGGGGCGCCCCACCUACUGCCUGGAGUUCAACCCCCAGCAGCCCGGCCUCCUGGCCUCCGGGAGCGCCGACGGCUCCGUGCACGUGUGGCGCCUGAGCGCAGAGCUCACGGAACAGGAGCCCCGCGAGACUGCGCAGCUGGAGCAGCUGGCCAAUGAGCUGGCAGAGUGAGCGGGCGGAUCUGCGCAGCUGGACAAUGAGCUGGCAGAGUGACCAGGUGGAUCUGAACAGCUGGCCAAUGAGCUGGUAGUGUGACCGGGAGGAUGUGUGCAGUGGACCAAUGAGCUGACAGGUCUGACUGCUAGAUUUAGUGACUCAGGUAGCUGCUUCCUCCCUCUCCGAACAACAAUCUCAACCUAAAACUGAUAGGAGUAUGUACACCAAGGAGAGCCGUUGUUACUGUGGUUUAAGGCUGUUGCCAUGGUUUCAGUAUGUAGAGCUAUAUAAAGGGACUGUAUGCCACAUUUCAGCUACAACUGAGUGAAUCUGACAGCUAAAGACACUAAACCAGGGGUGUCAACCUCCAGCCAAUUAAGGCCGAGAAAACAAGGUGUCUGGUCUCUUUAGCCAAUUAAAGACUUUGAAAUGUGUCUCUCGUGCUGAAACACACCAAAAACCAGCAGACACUGCGGCCCUCCAGGACUGGAGUUUGACACCCCUGCACUAAACAAACCACAAACCCCAAACCCCUGAAACCUGCUAAGAUCCAUUUAGGAGCAAGAAACUAUCCGAUGCUCAGACGAAUCUGUACUCCUACCAGUGGCAUAAACAUUUUGUUAAAUUAACAGCAAAUAUUUUUUCAUUUAAACCACCUUUAUUGAUAUGCUAAACAUGUAUUUUUUUUUGUACUGCAAUAAAUAGAAUGAAAACA
Molecule: messenger RNA, 4047 nt
Organism: Conger conger (European conger)
Lineage: Eukaryota; Metazoa; Chordata; Actinopteri; Anguilliformes; Congridae
Gene: dync2i2
Product: dynein 2 intermediate chain 2
Exons: 9
Coding region: 1866-3347 (493 amino acids)
Biological process (GO): intraciliary transport
Cellular component (GO): ciliary plasm; cytoplasmic dynein complex
Molecular function (GO): dynein heavy chain binding; dynein light chain binding
Source: RefSeq, a predicted model, not a curated record